GAGCGCGCGCCGACAGCUGAUGAUGCGCGCGAAUGAGCCUCGGGUUGCGCGCACUGACAGCUGAAGGUUCUUCGCGAUGACGGACACUCCGAUGGCCCAUCAUCAUCAUCAGCAGCAUCAGCAUCCCUGAGCGCCGGGCAGCAGCAGCGUCCUCAUCCUCAUCCGUCCUCCAUGCAGCAGAGCCGCGCAGCUCCUGUCGCGUUUCUCGCCGUCCGUCCGCGCUCCUCCUCCGCCAUCCUCUGCGGCUGAAGCCGCUCCGCGUUCAUCCUCAGCUCGCCGUGUCCCGUCUCUCUCCUCCUGCAGGAUGCUGUCCUACACGGGGAUGCUCGCGCUGCUCCUCAUCCAAGGAAACGUGAUGCUCCCAUACGUAUCAUCUCAGAACGCUGGGUUUGUGAAGUCGCCAAUGUCAGAGAUAAAGCUCACUGGAGACGCCUUUGAGCUGUACUGCGACGUGGUCGGUAACCCCGUGCCGGAGAUCCAGUGGUGGUAUGCCGAUAUUAACAGGGCGGACUCCUUCAAGCAGCUGUGGGACGGCGCCCGCAAGCGGCGGGUGUCCAUCAACACGGCCUACGGCGCCAACGGUGUGAGCGUGCUGGCCAUCUCCCGCCUCACGCUGGAGGACGCCGGGAUCUACGAGUGCCGGGCCAGCAACGACCCACGUCGCAACGACCUGCGGCAAAACCCGGCCAUCACCUGGAUCCGAACGCAAGCCACCAUAUCCGUGUUGCAGAAGCCACGAAUCAAUGCUUCCGAUCAGGAGAUCUUGCAGCCUAAAACCGGGCAGGAGUUGCCCAUCACCCUUCAGUGUAACCUCACGAACUCACACAGCACCCACCAGGAAACCUUCUGGAUGAAGAACGGACAGGAGAUUGCCAACACAAGGACGGAGCACAAACACACGAUGUUCAAGUUGAGUAAACCGAGGGCAGAUGAUUCUGGUGAAUACAUGUGCGUUUACACCUUUAAAUCGGCUCCAAAUGCCAAUGCUUCCAUUGAGGUCAAAGCUGCUCCUGAAAUCUUGGGACACAAACGAAGUGAGAACAAAAAAGAAGGAGAAAAUGCGACGCUGCACUGCAAGUCUGUUGGAUUCCCGCAUCCUAUGUGGACGUGGAGAAAGAAAGUGGGCCGAGGGUCUUACAUCGACAUUGACAACAGCACUGGCCGAUUCUUCAUCACCAACAAAGAUAAUUUCACGCAACUGAGUAUCGUCAGCCUGGACAUCAGCACAGACCCGGGCGAGUACGUCUGCAACGCCUCAAACAUCAUCGGGUCCAAAGAGUCCAUGACCAUCCUGCGGGUGCGGAGCCAUCUCGCCCCGCUCUGGCCUUUUCUGGGCGUCCUGGCCGAGAUCAUCAUCCUCGUGGUCAUUAUCGUGGUUUACGAGAAGCGCAAGAGGCCGGACGAGGUUCCUGAUGUUUGAGAACUUGCAUGUCUUCAGAAAUUUCUGCUUCUCUUUGUUUUCUCCUCAUUCGGGCUGUGAUGUCAAUGCGUGCUUAUUUAAUUAUCAAUUGAAAUUAAAAAACUGUUUGUAUCAUCAACAAUAUUCAUUGUGACUGGAUUCUCUACUGUUAAUGGGCUUUCAUUGCAAUAUUCAAAAUAUUUAUUUUUAGUCUUUUAUUCAUUUUAUUAAUCAGAUCGUGCAGCUCAGUUUGUUUUAGCCUCUGGAAUAUAGCAAUAUAGUCAACAACUUGAUGGAUGAAUCUCAUCAAAACGUUCAUAUUUCACCUUCAAUUAAGAUUUUUGUUUUUGCAUUAUGACAUUAUUUUCACUCCCUUAUUGUAUUACAGUAAAAACUGUUACAGCAAUACAGCAUUUGUUUUAUUUUAAAGACCCCUGUGGUGAAAAUCAAGUGUUUAAGGCUGCUGUCCGUAAGAUUUGCCUCUUAUGGGGCGUUCACACCAGACGCGACUUGCGCGAAUAAAUCACGCUUAUCCGCGCGUAGUUGGACGCUUGAACAUUUUGAGUUUACUCGCUUCAUUCGCGCGUGAAAUUCACUUCACAACAGACGCGAAUUCGCGUCAUGAGAGGGGCUUCUGCCAGGCGGCUCGUCUCAUUUCUGCACACUUCCUCUGAAUAAACACAUCAACUCGUCAGCGGGAAAGUAGUUGUAAAAUACGGCGAAUAAGCUCAAUUUGCCGGCUUUAGCUAGCUUGUAGUCUCAAUAUGUAUAUAUAUAGCUCAAAUUGAGUAAAGAGUUGUCCGACCUCCUCACUCACUUUCUUCCAAGCAAGAUCCUUUUUAUUUCUGUUUCUAUAAAAGUAUGAAGAUGUAUCAUACAGCGAAGAUGAUUUUGUCCUCCAUUGUUGUUUCGGAUUUCUGCCUCCGCUCGCUACGUCGUAAUCACGUCACUACUAGAGCAAGCUCCUGAUUGGUUAACGCGCCGUGAAUUUUCGCCAAAGUUCAGAUUUUUCAACUCGCGCGAAUCAUGCGUUACGCGCGUCAAACGCCCGAAACGCUCUAUUCGCGCGAAACGCGUCAUUCGCGCCGCCGGAUGUCUAUUCGUGUCUUUGCAUUGACUUAACAUGUAAAUCACUCGCGCUUAAUGCUUCAUUCGCGUCUGGUGUGAACGCACCAUUAGUCGCCAUCUCUGUUUAAAACCUGCAUUUGCAGUUAUAUGCGUUAUUAUUAUCUUUACGUGCAUUGUGCAUCGGCACAGCUCCUCAGCGCGGUUUAAUCUAAUGUUUGCUGUCAGUCACCAUACCGGUGUGGAUACUGUACUUCAGAAUCACAGAUUGUAGUCUUGAAGUAUGAUCAAAGUAGGAAUUUUCAUCAUUGGAAAAUGUAAUCUGAACAAGUAACAUGUUUGCCACUUUUGUUCUGACCAACUGAGGGAAAAAGCAUUACACCGUGUCCUAACCAGACGCGAUGCGAUAAGAUUCCAGCGACGAGCAAUUUGACUGUCCACUAGAUGCGACGCGAAAAUGAGAAGCGAUAAAAUCAAUCAAAAACCACAGCCAAUCAGAAGAGAGUGUGGGCGGGCUCUCUCGGCAAGAGCACAGCGGACACAAUGAAAUGGGCAAGUACUUAGUAAAAUUCAUAAAUAUUACACAAUUUAAACAUUAUUUAAAGUACAUACAGAGUGACCAAUCUUUGUCAUAGAAUACACUUGUUUGUUCGCAUUGAGUUGACAGUUUGAACAUUCUUGUGCCCAUUUAUUUAUUUUCAAGAUCUGAGGUGAAUUAGCCAGUGUUGUUUUCAUUACAGCUAAAAAGCUGGGAACACAGAAUGAUAUUCAAACUCACGUUAGACGCUUUUAACAUUAAAUAAAGCACAUAAACAGUACCUGAUAUUAUCAUUGCCAUACUUUGUGUUGCUGUUCCAGCCGUGACGUCGCGGAGAAAUAGAAACCGUUUCUUAAAUAGAAUAUUCGCGUGUCGCCGUCGCGGCUGGUUAGGACAAAAACUCAGAUUAACAUGGAAAAGAUACCUUUUAUCGAUUGUCGCGGCAUCGCGUCUGGUUAGGACACGGUGUUAGGCCUACAAUAAAUCGCGCUGCUAAUGGUGAUUAAAUCUAACGAUCGCUCAUAUCGCAUCAAAAGUUACGGACUGCAGCUUUAAUGUUGUUUAUAUAUCUAUGUGGUGUUUUUAAUAUGCUUCAAGACAAACCAUGAGCAAAUUCAUCAGUCAACACCAUUGCUGAGUAUUUUCCCUUUAAAACUGCAGUGUAGCAAAGACAGUCUCAAAAACCCCGCCCCUGUUUCCUACCAUCACAAACAUGUGACCAAUCCCAUCAUGUGUGGGCGGGGCUUUUCUCCACUGACUUUUUAUGAUGUUCAAAGCGUUUGUAAGGAUGCUGAUUUUUAGAAGGCAGCUGUCUGACUCUGAGAUGGCGAAUGGUAACAUGGUUUGUGUAACAUUAGCAACACAUUAUUAGCUGUUUGAUAACGUAGUCAAGCCAAAACGCUAAUCAUAUCAAUUACCGUUAUGUGUCCGACAUUGUACAGAGCGAUUCAUUAAAAGCAUAAAACACAUUAACUUGUAGACUGCCCUGUAUAAUUUGCUUUGGAAUCAGUUUCUGGUUCAAACAUAUAUGGCUGAAUUAAACCAUUAUUUCCACUUGCCAUUGUGUAGCGUUUACUAGUCGAGCGAGUGGUUCAGAUAGUCCGAGCUGGUGUGUUUGAGUGGAGGUGGAGACUAAUUUGCAUAUUCAAAUUCCACGUAUACUAAAUGAAGCAAGGGUGUUAGAAAGAUAGUGAGUCACAUUAAAGCUAUUUUAAGGCAUGAAGAAAUUAUUUGCACAUUUAAAUAAGACAUUUUGAUUAACAAAAAUGAGUUUUAAGGGAUAAAAUUGUUGACUGCAGGGGGACUUUAAUUAAUAAAAAGACACUACAACAAAUACCACCAUGAUAUAAUUUAAAUGUAUAUAUGAUAUAUGUUAUUUAAAUUACAAAACAUUUUUAUGAAAAUGUCAUAAUGCAAAUACUUUUUUUGUGCAAAAUGCAAUGCUUUUUUAUUUUUAUUUUGGUGUCAGAAAUGACCUGUAAAUAUUGCUUGACAGGUUUCAUGAGAUUCACCCUGGCAUCUUUACUAUAAGUCAUCACAUGACCCGGUUACUUCAGGUCACAUAAUCAACAUAGACAACACCUUCCUUAUGAAUAAAAUGAGCAUCAUAGUAACAUGUGGAUGGAAAUACAGAGAGUUCAUUGCUUAGUUUUUAAACCAUCAUUUCUGGCAUGUGUCUGGCUGUUUGUUCUGCACUGGAUGACUCGCUGAAUGGCCUCUACAGACCCUAUUACAGCAAAACCGCAUGCGAAACAUUGAGUAAGGAGAGAAAGUUUGCGUGCAUGAACAGCGUGUUCUGUUUUGUGGUUUGGGGAGGAUUUGUCCCCAGGAGAGGGAGUGAUGGGAGGGUGCGCUAGAUUAAGGUAGAUUAUAUCUGCCCACAGUCUUAUCAACAGAAUCCGAGAUGAGGACAUAAUGCUAUGACGCACAUCACAGCUGAAAUCCUCGUGCCAGGAUUUCAUAUUUUCAACAGCGACGUCCUCUACACCUUUAGAGCAUCUGUGUGUAGAUAUACUGAUAUGAGCAAAAGUGAAUUACUGCAUGAACGUUUGUUUUAAGCCCUGUUCACAAUGAUGGUUUUAUCCCCGGAGGUCGACUAAUAAUUAAAUGUUAAACGUUAUUAGCGGGCUGCACAACGGUGGCCAUAGUUUGGGAUGUAUUACUGGUAAGAAAAAUAAGAUCAUGCCACUAAAAAUGCGAAUACUAGAAGGGAAGCAUACAUUAUAAAAUGAUAUAUAUAUAUAAAAUAUGAAAUAUUUCAGUCUUUCUACUUCAAAACUACACAUUUAGUUCAAUGUUACUUGCCGUUUCUUUGUAAUUAUUGGUGAAAUUUACAAGCAGUUUCUAAGUUAAAUUUGUUUAGUGUAUGUAUAUGAGAAGCUGUAUAUAAGACACUAUAUCAUGAGCAAGAUGAAUGUUUAUCAAUUAUUGAAACUGCAAUGCGUUUGCAAUGUCCAAUUAAAGGCGUUGUAAGCAAUUUUGCUUUAAUCCCUUUACCCAGAUGUUCUGCUCUCCUAAAACAUGUCAUCCAACCUGAUGACAGUAACACUGAACUUACAGAAUGAUUGACAGGCGGAGUAUGUUUCUUAUUGGCUAAAAAAAAGUGGGCUGCUCCCCUGACUCGAUAGUAAUAUGAGUGCACCGUCUUUGUUUAUCUAACGUCUUUGGUCUAGUGCAGUCAGAGACAGAUGUGAUUCCUCGUGACACCUAUUCUCAGGUAGUAGUGACAUUUUAUGUGUGGUAUUCCAAAAAAAAAACAUUGCUUACAGCACCUUUAACCCCUCCAUCUUGCCUACACUGAUCACAUGUGCAUCAGUGUUGUAGUAGAAGUUAAAGUUCCGUCACAUUCGUUUGGUCUGUUAUAUGUAGCGAGGGGAAAACAGGUAGAUUAUUUUUGCGCUGUGUUGAUCUGAAGGUUUAGUCUGAUAGAUGUGAAUUCAAAAGGAUGUGGUUUUUAACUCAAAUGCGUGUCAGAGAGUCACAUUGUCCUGUCAUAACCUGCUUGUUGUCCAGCACUGUGAAUGCUGCUGUAUGUGGGCGCAUGCAUACACUAACCAGAACUACCCAUCUGUCUAUGGAGAGACACAUCUCUCUUCUACAGUGACCUCUAACUGAAACAAGCUUCCUGCAUCAGCAAUAACCUGCUCUCUAAACAUCUUGAGUUGUGUGCUGCUGUUUUAUUCAUUUGCAGAGUAGAAUUAUGCAGGGUUAUACCACACCAAUUGAUUUCCUUGUCUUUUCCAGUUGUUUAUGAUUAAUGGAUAAGGAUUUUGGUAACACUUUACAACAAGGUUCUAUUUUUUAACAUUAGUGAAUUGCAUUGCAUGAACUGACAAUAAAAAUACAUCUAAAGCAUUUAUUAUUCAUAAUGGCUAACAUUAAUUUCAACAUUUUCUAAUACAUUAUUAAAAGUUGAAGUUGUAUCUGUUCAUAUUAUUUAACGGACCUGUGUAGGGAAGCUAACGAUUAAUCGACUAUAAAUAAAAAAGGCUCCUAUUCUGUGGCGCAUGGUACAUCAAGACCCGUCAAUCUGAACAAUCAAACCCAUCCAAGCAUGCUCCAGCUGUAAAACAGUGUCUCUCGAGAUCCGGUUACAACUGGUUGAAUUUUCAAAUGACGUUGGAAAACUCUAGCUAUAGCUUUAGCCAAGCAGCAUGUCAAUGAUCUACACACUGUCUUAUGUUGUGUUUGGGCUCAUUCGAGACCGCCUGCUCAGAUAUGUGAUCUACUAUGGUUUACUAAUGUUUCUCAAAGAUACAAACAAAAAAACACUGUGCAAAAGCAUCAUAUGUAUACUGUUUACAUGCAUCAGAGGCGCUUUUCCAUACAAAUACUUGGUAUAAUUUGGUCUCUAACUGAAACAAAUAUGCUUGUUGUAAUCUGCUUGUUGAAACCUUUUCAACGAUAUAUGACACAAUACGAUGAUUUUGCAGAUCACAUUAUCAUGUAAAGCAGUUAUUUUUUCAGUGUAUGAAAAUCGAGCACUUCUAAUAUGUCAGCCAUUUUAAAAGCCCUUGUUAAGUGAUGGUCAUAUUCCCUAUUUUCACUGUAAAGCCAAGCUUAUAAGCUUUAAAAUGACACCUAUUUUGUGUUGGUUCACCCAACAAUGAAAUUUCUGUCAUUAAUUACUCACCCUCAUGUUGUUACAAACCCGUAAGACCUUCAUUCAUCUUCAGAACACAAAUUAAAAUAGUUUUUUUUUUUAAUCUCCCAUAGAAAG
This is a messenger RNA of Ctenopharyngodon idella (grass carp), 7221 nucleotides long. RefSeq names its product neuroplastin-like. The record is from RefSeq and is a predicted model, not a curated record. NCBI's taxonomy places the organism in Eukaryota, Metazoa, Chordata, Actinopteri, Cypriniformes, Xenocyprididae. The transcript is spliced from 7 exons. The coding region runs from base 305 to 1420 and encodes 371 amino acids.